Messenger RNA from Lactuca virosa, 1002 nucleotides. The record is from the annotation of a GenBank genome assembly. NCBI's taxonomy places the organism in Eukaryota, Viridiplantae, Streptophyta, Magnoliopsida, Asterales, Asteraceae.
AUGAAAGAGAAUUCUUUUCUAGCUCCAGAUGUCAACUUACAAGAACUUGCUGCAAGAACAAAGAACUACAGUGGAGCAGAACUUGAAGGUGUGGUGAAAAGUGCAGUUUCUUAUGCUCUGAAUCGCCAGCUCAGCCUUGAUGAUCUUACCAAAAAAGUAGAUGAGGAAAGCAUAAAAGUCACCAUGGAUGAUUUCUUGAAUGCUCUUCAUGAAGUUAUUCCUGCAUUUGGUGCUUCCAUGGAUGGCCUUGAACGUUGCAGACUGAAUGGAAUAGUUGACUGUGGUCAGAAACAUGAUCACAUCUUCAAAAGAACAAUGCUAUUAGCAGAACAAGUUAAAGUUAGCAGAGGUAGUCCACUUGUCACAGUUCUUCUAGAAGGUCCUAGUGGCAGUGGUAAGACUGCAAUGGCAGCUACUGUUGGUAUUGGUAGUGAUUUCCCCUAUGUGAAAAUCAUUUCGGCUGAAUCAAUGAUUGGCAUCAGUGAAGCCAGUAAAUGUGCACAGAUUGUCAAGGUAUUUGAGGAUGCUUACAAGUCAACACUGAGCAUUAUUAUCCUUGAUGAUAUCGAAAGACUAUUGGAAUAUGUUGCUCUUGGACCUCGUUUUUCAAACUUGAUUUCUCAGACAUUGAUGGUCCUCCUCAAACGCCUUCCUCCCAAGGGUAAAAAUAUGCUGGUUAUUGGAACAACAAGCGAGGUGACCUUCUUGGAGUCGGUUGGCCUUUGUGAUGCUUUCUCAGUCACCUACCAUGUUCCUACAUUGAAAACCGAAGAUGCUAAAAAGGUAUUGCAACAACUUAAAGUGUUCUCGGAGGAUGAUGUGGAUUCUGCCGCUGAGGCUCUUAAUGAUAUGCCGAUCAAGAGGCUGUAUAUGGUGGUGGAGAUGGCGGCACAGGGAGAAUCCGGUGGAAGUGCGGAAGCUAUUUAUGCUGGAAAGGAAACAAUUCAAAUCUCACAUUUCUAUGAGUGCCUACAAGAUAUUGUCCGCUACUAGCCUUGUGGG